Molecule: messenger RNA, 2219 nt
Organism: Anguilla rostrata (American eel)
Lineage: Eukaryota; Metazoa; Chordata; Actinopteri; Anguilliformes; Anguillidae
Gene: gprc5c
Product: G protein-coupled receptor, class C, group 5, member C
Exons: 5
Coding region: 517-1770 (417 amino acids)
Biological process (GO): G protein-coupled receptor signaling pathway
Cellular component (GO): extracellular exosome; signaling receptor complex; plasma membrane
Molecular function (GO): G protein-coupled receptor activity; protein kinase activator activity
Source: RefSeq, a predicted model, not a curated record
GGGUCAGCAAAACAGAUUAAGUCGCUAAAUGUGGUUCAGGGAACAACUUUUGCUUGGCACGGUUGUGUGGUUUUAUUGUGACCCAAUACAGAGGGGCUCUAUGAGAUAUUCGUGGGCAGGAAAGGAGUCACCUGCACUGCAUGCGGGGUUGCUGUGUUACUUAGGGGGAGGGGGGGCAGAGAGAGAGGGAGGGAGAGAGAGAGCGAGUUUUUAGCAACAACAGGAUUAUACACAGCAGACGUACAUUUGCCGGAGUUUGAAAACCAUGCUAAACCAUGUUGUAUAAAGAGUUCUCCAGUUAAGGACUCAGUCCGCUUUGGCGAACUUUCAAUUUUGCACUUUUAAAUUACUGAAAUAUAAUCACAAGCGAUUUACAGAAAGUUACUCUGUUGUUUUUCGUUUGUUGAGAUAUACGGCGGAAGAUAUCACAGUCUCCGUUUUCUUUGGAGUCGUUGCGUGUUGCUCGCGUCGCAACGGCAGAUUUCACCUCUUCCAAGGUAGUGCCUAGCAGGUCUGAUGAUGCUGGGUGUGGGCGUCGGCCUCCUGUGGCUGUGGGCGUGGCCUGUCCCUGGCGCGGGGGCGGGGAACAGCACUCCGGAGGGGUGUGGCCCGGGGCUGGACCCGCUGUACCAGGCGCUGUGUGACCUGGGCGCGGUGUGGGGCGUGGUGGUGGAGGCCUUCGCGGCCGCGGGCGUGGUCAGCGCCUUCCUGCUGCUGCUGGUGCUGCUGGCCAGUCUGCCCUUCGCCGACAGGAAGCGGAAGGGCGUGGUAGGCCUGCAGGCCGGCUUCCUGCUGGGCACGCUGGGCCUGUUCGGCCUGGCCUUCGCCUGCGUGGUGGGCCGCGACUUCGCCACCUGCGCCUCCCGCCGCUUCCUGUGGGGGGUGCUGUUCGCCGGCUGCUUCUCCUGCCUGCUGACGCACGGCGUGGCGCUGAGCUGGCUGGCGCGGCGGGAUUGGCGGCCGGGUGGGGGGGCGCUCUGCCUGGCCGCUCUGGCGCUCUGGCUGGUGGAGGUCAUCAUCAACACGGAGUGGCUGAUCCUCACGGUGGCACGCUACCCGCCCAACGCCACCGGGCUGGCCACGCCCUGCGCCGUGGCGAACCCGGACUUUGUGGCGGCGCUGGUGUACGUGAUGGUGCUGCUGCUGGCGGCCGCGGUCGCCCCCCUGCCCGCGCUAGCGGGGAAACACCGGCAGUGGCGCCGCGAGGCGGCCUUCGUCCUCACCACCGCCAUCCUCUCCGCCGGCGUCUGGGCCGCCUGGAUCGCCAUGUACGUCUACGGCAACCAGCGCCACGGCAACCCCGGCUGGGACGACCCCACGCUGGCCAUCGCCCUGGUGACGAACGGCUGGGUGUUCCUGAUGCUCUACACCAUCCCCGGGGUGUGCACCCUGACGCAGGAGGGCCCCGCCCAGCCCGGACACGGGGACGAGUCCUACCCCCCCCGAGGGGUGGGAUAUGAGACCAUCUUAAAGGAGCAGACGUCCCAGAACAUGUUUAUGGAGAACAAGGCAUUCUCUAUGGAUGAGCCCAACACAGCCCAGAAGCCAAUCUCUCCCUACAGUGGGUACACUGGUCAGCUGCGCAGUUCUGUGUACCAGCCCACUGAACUUGCCCUGAUCACCAAAGGAGUGGGAAGUCAGAUAGAUCUCUCCUAUGAGACGGUUCUCCCUCGAGUCUCGCCCCCGUCCCAGAGCAGCAGCCCCUCCCCCCAGCCAGACCAGACCCCUCCCAGCAACGGUAACGGCCUGCAUAGGAAGGUUCAGUGGUGAUGUGGUCCGAUCCAGUCUGCUCCGGUCCAGUCCAGUCUGACCAAGUCUCAUCCAGUCUGAUCCAUACAAACAUACACAUACACGCACAUACACGCACACACACGCACAUACACGCACACACACGCACACACACACACACACACACAGUCUGUAAGGUUGGAAACGCAGGUGUGCUUUGCUGCUUUUAGCCCUGAAGUCACAGACAUCUUCAGAGCCGCCUUAAUAAACGCAGCAAAUAAAAUUAUUAUUAUUGUUGUAAAUUUUCCCUUUGAAAUAUUUUUAUACAAACCUCAUUCAGAUGGAAUCAGUGAGUAGAAUGUGUACAACCAAAAUCCUGACUUUUUAUUUUAUUUUUAGUGAUUGUUGAUUCUUAUAUUUAUGUAUGAAGUGGUUAUUUUUACAAAUCUUUGAAAUGUUCAGAUGAAUAUUAAACUGUUUCAAUCACAGUA